AUGGGGAAUCCUAACCACUGGUUGGAUGGCACCACGCCGUCCAUCCGUGGAGUCACUGAUGUCGCUCACCGCAUUGUCGCCGCUGCUUCUUCUACGGAUACAAACAGGGCCCGCAGCUUCCUCGCCAAUAUCGGGGCUCCGACCGAGUCUGCCCCUUAUGCUGAACUGGUCCGCGACCAGAACGUGAACAUAAUAUAUGUCGCGACUCCUCACAGCCACCACUUUCAAAAUGUUAUGCUGGCGAUCCAGGCUGGCAAACCACUUGCCGUCAACGCUCGCCAAGCGCGGCGUGUCUUCGAGGCUGCGCGUACCGGAAAAGUUUUUCUUAUGGAGGCCGUCUGGAUUCGUUUCUUUCCCCUGAGCAUACAGAUCCGUGAGCUGGUAUCCACCAGCGUCAUCGGCCACGUCGUCCGGGUCAUCGCCGACCUCUCACACAAUCACAGCGCCGAAGACCCGACGAAGUUGAAUGUGCCCGACUCCCAUCGUCUCACCAGUAUCGAACUUGUAGGUGGCUCUUUGCUGGACAUAGGCAUAUAUGCUGUUUCUUGGAUCUUUCAGCUACUAUACCACCUGCAGGCGGGCGAUGACAAGGAAAUGCCCCAAGUGCUCGCCAGUUCUCAUAGAUAUUCCACAGGCGUUGACAAGUCCACUGCUGCCAUCCUCAGCUUCGUCAAGCACGAGAAUCUUGGGAUCGCGACAUCAUCGCUACAAGUCGCCACUGAUCCCGAUGGCCAUGCUAACCAUGCGGCUGUCCGCAUCCAGGGCACCAGGGGCGAGAUCGAGGUGGCACCACCCACGUAUCGUCCUGAGUCGUACAAAGUGAUGAAGAGAGACGGCAGGGUUGAGGUAGUAAAAUGCACCAUUCCACAAGAUCCAGAGAGAAAAUGGGGUUACGGAACCUUCUGGGAGGCGGACGAGUGUGCGCGCUGCAUCCGUGAUGGACGAUUGGAGAGCGUUACCAUGCCGCAUUCAGAAAGUAUCUGUGUCGUGGAGGUGCUAGACACCAUCAGGCAGCAGUCUGGAAUUGAGUAUCCUGACUUGAUUACUACCGAACAGUUUGACCCGCAAAGCCCGCUUAACGGGGGGAAGGGGUGA
This is a messenger RNA of Rhinocladiella mackenziei CBS 650.93, 1095 nucleotides long. RefSeq lists its product as uncharacterized. The coding region runs from base 1 to 1095 and encodes 364 amino acids. The transcript has a single exon. Gene Ontology annotation, molecular function: nucleotide binding. The record is from RefSeq and is a predicted model, not a curated record. Lineage: Eukaryota; Fungi; Ascomycota; Eurotiomycetes; Chaetothyriales; Herpotrichiellaceae.